AUGCUGCUUUCCCUCACACACUCAUCACAACCCAACAUCCUGUACACUACCACAUAUCUCAGCCACUUCAUCAACAUGUUCAAUGACUCCCAUGCCAUGGCCAUCAAGUGUGUGAUGAGAUAUCUGGUCAUUACCCACAACCAGGUGAUCUGCUACAACAAGUCACUGAUCAACCAACAUGACUCAGCCACCCUCAUUCCUGUUGGAUACACCAACACUGACUGGGGCAACACCAACACUGACAACACUCCAUCUCAGGCAUCAUUUUUCCUACUCACUGGAGGUCCCAUCUCUUGGACAUCAAAGACACAACAGUUUGUUGCUCUCUCAUCAACCAAAGCCAAUAUCAAAGCUCUCCUUUGGGAGGGAUUCAUUGAUGAGGAGCACCCUGAGUAUGUCUGUUGGCUCAACAAGAGUCUCUAUGGCCUCAAGCAGGCUCCCCUACUAUGGAACAAGACCAUUGACCUCCACCUCAGGUCAAGUGGCUUCAAUCCCACCAAUGGCAAUCCUUGUGUCUACAUUCAGCAAAUGGGGGGGGGAGACUGGCAAUCAUCUCCAUCUAUAUCAACAACUAGAUCUUUCCUCCUCUUUCAUCUUGCUGUUUAUUACUCUUAA
Molecule: messenger RNA, 615 nt
Organism: Acanthamoeba castellanii str. Neff
Lineage: Eukaryota; Discosea; Longamoebia; Acanthamoebidae
Product: reverse transcriptase (rna-dependent dna polymerase) protein
Exons: 2
Coding region: 1-615 (204 amino acids)
Source: RefSeq, a predicted model, not a curated record